AAGGACAAAUGUCUUGUAGCAACUCACAAAAAGCUUGCAUUUCUCUGUGAAGAAUCUCCAUUCUCAAAUUUUGUCACCAUGACGGUAGCAUUGUUCGUACUGGUGCUCCUCUGCAUGGCUGGAAUGCUGCAUGCUGAGGCCUCGGACCAGUCUGGAGAGAACAGUCUCACAGAAAAUGGACAGGGUUUGGGGAGAAGAUAUGCUGAGUCAACCAUUGCCAGUGACAUGAGCAAAAUCAUGGACUCAAUGGUUCAGAAGAAUUUUGUCAACUUCCUGCUCAACCAGAAGGAGAAAAAGAGCAUGUCUAAUGUCACUCCGGGGGAAGAUCCAGGUGCUUGCUUGUACAACAAUCUCCUGAAAAAGCUUGCACUGUGCAUCCACAGCAAGGGACACAGAUCCAUGACCCAGUGAUGUUUUAAAGAAUAUCAGCAAAUGACCAACAUAGGCGAGAGAAUGAUGCAAAGAGAAACCUGAAGUCAACCACAACAUUGUGACAAUUUAGAAAAAAAUUGCUGCUUUCUAUUUUGUUGUGAAUCCAGAAUGUCUUACCUUUUUCAUAAAUAAUUGCUAAGGUGAAAUUAAAUUAUUGAACUAUUAAAACAAGU
Oncorhynchus kisutch (coho salmon) is the source of this 605-nucleotide messenger RNA. Its product is annotated as gastric inhibitory polypeptide. Bases 79 to 411 code for a protein of 110 amino acids. Lineage: Eukaryota; Metazoa; Chordata; Actinopteri; Salmoniformes; Salmonidae. The record is from RefSeq and is a predicted model, not a curated record. The transcript is spliced from 5 exons. Gene Ontology annotation, molecular function: hormone activity; glucagon receptor binding. Gene Ontology annotation, biological process: regulation of insulin secretion; response to starvation; regulation of fatty acid biosynthetic process. Gene Ontology annotation, cellular component: extracellular region.